Molecule: messenger RNA, 1902 nt
Organism: Colossoma macropomum (tambaqui)
Lineage: Eukaryota; Metazoa; Chordata; Actinopteri; Characiformes; Serrasalmidae
Gene: otulinb
Product: OTU deubiquitinase with linear linkage specificity b
Exons: 9
Coding region: 183-1532 (449 amino acids)
Biological process (GO): protein linear deubiquitination
Cellular component (GO): cytoplasm
Molecular function (GO): cysteine-type deubiquitinase activity
Source: RefSeq, a predicted model, not a curated record
UAAGAGCUAAAGGUGCUAAGUGUGGCCAGCAGACGCUUAGAGAACUCCGAUUCCCAGCAUGCCCACAUAACAGGAAGCUGAAGAUUAUCAGCUCGUCGCUAACCUUUGUUGACAAUUUGGUUUCGUGGCCAGUCAACAGGUGUGUCACCUAUGAAGGAGGGGACUCCCUGAGCACUUUCACCAUGCGACCCGCUCGGUCAGGUGGGAAAGGGAAAGGUGCACAAAUACAAAAUCAAAAUCACAAGCCUAACAAAGCCAAAGCAACCCGGGAGACUGUGAACCCCAGUCCUGAGUCCAGUGGUCAAAGUCAGAGCAAAAAAUCUAAAAAGGUUCAAGGAUCAGCUCUGGAGAAUCCCAAUCAAACAGUAAAAGCUGCAGGUCAGCUGAAUCCCAGUCAUCCUAAACAUGGGGAAGCCAGAGGGGUGACCUCCGACACGCAGUCAACGUCUGAGACAGAAGAAGCCAAGCUUUCAGGUCACAAUCGCCAGCUACGCCAGCAGUGUCCAACAAGGGUAUCAGAUGCUGAGGAUGAAAACAGUGAGGUGGACCUGUACAGGGGAGCAGAGGAAAUAGAACAAGAAAGGCAAGAGAAGCAACAGUCAUAUGCAGCGCCCUCGGCGCCUAAUUUAGAGGACCAGAACAGUGUGGCUGCUCCUGAGAGUCUGCUCCCCUACAGUGAGAGAGAGUGGAAAGGCAACACCUUCAAAAGUCGCCUAAUAAAAAAGGGCUAUGAGGCAGUAGCUCAGAGAUUUUUUGAGAGUCUGCGCAGAGUGAGAGGUGAUAACUAUUGUGCUCUGAGGGCAACCCUCUUCCAGAUCCUCAGCCAAUCUGAAAAGCUCCCGGCCUGGCUCCAAGACCCUGAUAUGAGUCAGUGGCCAAAACAAAUGCAGUCUGAGCUGGAUUUAAUAAAACAGUGGAGAUUUCCACUUGAUUGCAAAAACGAAGGAGGAGCAGUAGAGCAGCUGGAAUGCUGUCUGAAGCGGUUAAGAGAGAGGUGGCAGGAGGCAGUGCAGUGUGCGAGUCCAGCAGAGAGGGAGCAUAUUAGUCAGCAGGUGUUUGUAGGUAAAAGAGAGGAAUAUGAGCUGCUGGAGGCCCUGAAGUUCCUGAUGCUGAGAACAGCUGUCCAGCUUCACCUAGACAUGGAGAAGGGUUUACAGGUUCCUGAGUUCUGCUGGCUCCUCUUCGCCAGAGACACCUCCAAGUGCCCUAGAAGCUUCUUUACCAAUCAUCUCAGACACGUGGGCUUCAGUGGUGGACUGGAACAGGUGGAGAUGUUUCUGCUUGGGUAUUCUCUACAACAGACAAUCCAGGUCUAUCGCCUCUACAAGACUGACACUGAAGAGUUUAUCACAUACUAUCCAGAUGACCACAAAAAAAACUGGCCUUGCCUUAAUCUUAUCACAGAAGAUGACAGGCACUAUAACGUACUUGUAUCCAAACAUGACACAUCCAAAUUUGACACAUCAGGCAGACCUAUAUGGAACCUCCCCUCAGAUGGCCACGCCCAAAAAAGACACGUUACACAUCUGUAAAGAAAGCUGGAUACAUUGACAGAUGUUCUCAGGCGCAGUUUUAUCUGAUAAUUUGCCCAGGGGAACUGUAUAAUGUUUAAUGCCGUCCAUGUGCAGUUAAUGUUUAAAAUAUUUUCUGUUUACUUUUUCAUUGUUUGUGGUUUUCAUUCAGAUUCUGUUGUUUAUUUGACUGAAACAGGGGCAGUUUAUUAUUAAGCACUUUCUUGCACAGUUGUCUCACAGUUAUAAAUGAAUGCUGGCGCACAAUUCAGGGUCCACUUUCUUCUAAACAAAUGACAAAAUCAUUGAAAAAAUAUAUAUAUAUAUGGAUGGAAAGAAAUGGGAAUUUUAAAAAUUAAAUGGUCAAACCUAAAACAAUUCUGCUUUAAAA